UUGUGUACAAGACGAAGCGAGUGACCGUGUUACUAAAAUGCUUAAAAAUUAAAUUAAUUUUAUAUAAUUCACGUUGAAGUUAUAGUUGUAAAUAAAUUCAUAUUUUUAUAAGAAGAUUUUUGAUGAAGCCAGUGAGAUUUCUUCUGGAAUUUGAAAUUAUGUCAAGCUAAGCAAAAAUGCAGACUACAGUAAAGAAACCUAGCGAGUCAAAAGUAAAAAGAGAAAAGGUAACAAAAGACGACGCUACAAAAGUACCUCAAGAUGAUAAACUUAAGAAGACUUCAUACACCAUUUCAACACCAAGGAACUUUGUGCAGAAAUCAACUACCGCAGACAUUUAUGGGCAAAAGAAAAAAAGUGUUACACAGACUGCGAAAACGCCUAGAAAGUCUACUGGUUCAUAUACGGCCAGUAAUGUUUCUCCAAUGAAGGAUUUACUCAAAUCUUCACCUUCUUCUACUACACAAAGCGCUCGGAGCGAAUCCAAGAUGGCGACGCCUAAAACAACGUCAUCCAGGUAUUCGACACCAAGAAGUAAAGAUUUUGGAGUCGCAGUCAAUUCGCCAAUUGUGAAACGAAAAUUGAAUAUGGAUUUGAGAAGUGAAGGCAGUUUUGUGAAAGAUUUGACCAAAGAUAAAAAGGAGAGGGAGAGGAGUUUCAUCAAAGACGUUCCUAAAGAUAGGAAGGAAAAAGAAAGGAGUUUUAUUAAAGAUACUCCUAAAAGUAGAAAGGAUAAAGAAGGUAGUUUUAUCAAAGAUACUCCUAAAAGUAAAAAGGAAAAAGAAGGUAGUUUUAUUAUAGAUACUCCCAAAGGUAGAAAAGAGAGGGAGCGGAGUUUUAUAAAAGAAAAAGAAGUAGUCAAAGAAAAGAAAGAUAAAGAUACUUCAAAAGGAUCAGGUGAAAGGCAACGCACUAAAACGAGGACCUUAGAUGAGAGUGAAGUUAAAAUGUUGAAUUCUAACGCGGCCAAUAAUUCUGAGAUGCUUAAUCUGGCACAUAAGUUAAGCGCAAAGCCUAAAGCGUUUUACAUUGACUUGGAUGAUGAAAAACCAAGUCAUAGUAAAAAGACACCACCAAACAAGGUUUCCAGUGAUGAAGACAUAAGUUACGAAGAUGAUUUCGAGAGCUACGAGUCAGAUUUCGACUCGUAUCACAGUUCCACACAUAGUGAACAAAAUGCCAGUGAUGAGAGAGAUGAACAAGGGAGUGAUGAUGAUGAUGAUGAUGAUGAUGAUAGUGAAAGCGAAGCCGUAGAGACAUCGAAAGAAGUGAAGGAUGAUGAAAAUAUGUUGGAUUCAGGGAGCUUCGAUCUUCGAGACCGUUCAGCCAACAAAUCAAAACCAGCAGUCUUAGACUUUAUCCUGGAGACAGCAGAAGUCGGAGAGAAGCCGAGCUCGUUGACCGACGAGGGUUUCCAAGAGAUGAGCAGCUCGAGCGCUGUGUCCAGCAUCAGGACUGUUCAUACUGAUGUGCUUGAUAGACCACUUUUCAUCGAUUUCACAAAAUCAAAAGAAACACGCCGAAAGAAAAGGAUAGGGGACAGAUUAAGACAACGGGCCAAAGAUUUACUCAGCAUUAUAACGUUACAUGAAAUGUCGUACAGUUUGUUCGAAAUGAAACCUAUUUCGUACGACCUUUAUAUGGCAACAUUCGGCCGGUCGAACUAUACUCAAGUCGCUGUUCAGACUUUUGAAGAUGGAAUCUCAGAAGAGAUUCAAACGGAUGAGGUUGAAUGCGAACACAAAUGGACCCAACAUCCAGUGGAAUUCACAAAAAAUGAUAUUUGCAUAAAACAAAAAGUCGAAACUCGAAAAUAUAGCAAAAAUAUGGAAGAUUAUUUAACUAAAUUCACUUUUUUGACGACUCAAAAUGUCGAUGUCGAGAUAAAUAAUGCGAUUAAUGUGGAUUCAAGUUAUAAUACAGAUCCGUUGAGAAUAUAUUUUGAACAGAAAGAUGGCGUCGGGCCCAGUGAAAUGUUGCCAUAUGAAACUUAUAAGUCGAAAUUAAAAAAUAAAGACUACAAUACUCAUAGACUCGGAAAGUUUUUGAAGAAAAUCGAAAGUAGGAUAAGUAAUGUUUUGAACAGUAAUAGUGGCAACACUGAAUUAUCCGAAUUAAAUAUUUCUAAAUACCCUUUUAGUAAAGGGUAUGUAUCUAUUUCUCCUAAGCUUAUAAAAACAGAAGAACUAUCAUUUUUGAAUAACACAAAAAUAUCUCAAAUGUAUUUUUCUGAAACGAAAUCUAAUUUAAUAAUGACAGUUCACAAAAAAGGUCAGAAUGCGCAGCUGAAGAAGUGUGUUAUUUGUCUAUGGGAUAUUAGUGUUGCCAUACGAGAACCUAUAAAACUACUCACAGCCAUAGAUAAUGUAGCUCUAGGAAGAUUAAAAGGAAGUACAGAUGGAUAUUUCGUCGCUGCGUUGGAAGAUGGUUCGAUACAUCUCUGGGAUUUAUCAGAAGAACCAACAUGGCGUGACGAUGUUGCCAGUGAAGAGAAAUCUACCAAAAUAGAAGAAAUAAAUGAAGAAGAUCUCACAGAUUUCGAAAGACACCGGGAGUGGAAUAAAAGGAAUGUUAACGUUGGUUUUGAUGAGCACAGCAUACCAUGCGCCCUACAAUCAUGCGCAUUCACAAACAGCGCUUACAAUAUGUGCGGCAGUGACGUCACAGGCCGUGUCGUCGGCUUGGAGCUGGCUGGUGACGCACAUGCGAUACUCACACAAGAAGGAGGACGUAGAAUUGUCGGACAGGUGGUAACACUGCAAAGUAUAGGAGUCCUAACAAUAUGGUCGAUAGUCCAGCAAAAAUCCAAAACAGUGCCACCAGACAUCGGCAAAGCCUACUGGUCCAAAAUGAAACUUGAGAAAAAUCAGUCAAUCUCCUUACUAGACCACAUAGAUCUACCCUUAAAAGACCCACAAAAUGACGAAAUAAAAAUAAACUUUAAUUUAAACGCAGCAAAAAGAAGAAUAUUAAAUAGAAAACAAGAAAAGUCAAUAUUAAAAAAAGAAUUUUCCCGCCCAAAAUCCGCCAUUAGUUUUGAUUUUGACAUUGACAGUGACAGGCCAACCAGUGCUGCCAGUGCUAAAAUCAAACGAGUGUUGUCAGUCGAAAAAAAUGUUGCUGAAAAUUGGGAGAGUGGUGUUGUUUGUGGUGGCUUGAAAGUUAUGAAUUGGAAAGAUCGAGAUAAUUAUUUGAUUGCGAAGAACUGUGGAGAGGUUUUGUGUUGCAAGAGGAUUCUUGGUGCGGUUAGAGUGAACAAGUUUUGUGUUGCAACCGAUGCAUCAACAGUGACAUGUAUUGAAGUAUCUCCGCAUAGACUGCCGUAUUUCCUAGCAGCUACUGAUGCUGGCACCAUCAGUGUGUGCUCACUGGUAGAGAACAGGGUUCUACUGACGCUGGAUUGUAGGAAUAUCCAGCCGAAGGAGGUAGAGAAAUACCAGUCAGAUCAUAAAGGAAGAUACAUCAGCAGUGUGUCUACUAAAGCGCACGGAGAUACAGGCUCCAGGGAGUUGAUGGUGCGUUUCAUGACUUGCGGUGGGAGUUCGAACAUGGCAAUAGGUUUUGGAGACGGAAAACCUAAGAAAAUUGCCAUUAUACCAAGAAAUACCCCGCUUAAUCCACAUCUCUCCGUAACAUCCCUCUCCUGGUCCCACAUUAACCCGUGCUGUGUGUUCGCGUCGCUACAAGACGACAGCAUCGUCGAGUGGGAGCUAUCCUUCAGCGACAUCUACGCGAAGUGCGCGCACGCGGCCGCCGCAAGGUGCUGUGACGCCGGGGAUAGUACACUGUAUCCCGUGCUGUGUGUUCGCGUCGCUACAAGACGACAGCAUCGUCGAGUGGGAGCUAUCCUUCAGCGACAUCUACGCGAAGUGCGCACGCGGCCGCCGCAAGGUGCUGUGACGCCGGGGAUAGUACACUGUAUCCCGUGCUGUGUGUUCGCGUCGCUACAAGACGACAGCAUCGUCGAGUGGGAGCUAUCCUUCAGCGACAUCUACGCGAAGUGCGCGCACGCGGCCGCCGCAAGGUGCUGUGACGCCGGGGAUAGUACACUGUCACUAUCCUGGUCGCAUAGUAUCCCGUGCUGUGUGUUCGCGUCGCUACAAGACGACAGCAUCGUCGAGUGGGAGCUAUCCUUCAGCGACAUCUACGCGAAGUGCGCGCACGCGGCCGCCGCAAGGUGCUGUGACGCCGGGGAUAGUACACUGGCCCUGUUAACUCCAGAAGGUGAGGUGCAAGUCCACAAACUGACAAACGAGCAUCGAACCAAGGAGUUUCUGUUCCUUUUCGAGAAGUACCUCGCACUUUUGUAAAUAUUAGUAGGUACCUAUAUGUUCUCGCCAAGCUUUAUGUCGUUAUAGAACAUAGGAAAGUCGCUGCGCUGAAAUAUUUUUUCACAAGGGAGGUUUUCAGUUUGACCUGU
Molecule: messenger RNA, 4420 nt
Organism: Helicoverpa armigera (cotton bollworm)
Lineage: Eukaryota; Metazoa; Arthropoda; Insecta; Lepidoptera; Noctuidae
Exons: 16
Coding region: 177-4310 (1377 amino acids)
Biological process (GO): intraciliary transport
Cellular component (GO): cytoplasmic dynein complex
Molecular function (GO): dynein light chain binding; dynein heavy chain binding
Source: RefSeq, a predicted model, not a curated record